Aspergillus bombycis is the source of this 1299-nucleotide messenger RNA. Its product is annotated as putative cell cycle control protein (Cwf23). Gene Ontology annotation, cellular component: spliceosomal complex. The record is from RefSeq and is a predicted model, not a curated record. Lineage: Eukaryota; Fungi; Ascomycota; Eurotiomycetes; Eurotiales; Aspergillaceae. Gene Ontology annotation, molecular function: nucleic acid binding. Gene Ontology annotation, biological process: spliceosomal complex disassembly. Bases 1 to 1299 code for a protein of 432 amino acids. The transcript has a single exon.
AUGGCUUCAAACGACGAUCUCAAGGCGCACGCCGCCUCUAAUCAAGAUUUUUACGCCCUGCUAGACAUAUCCCCAGCCGCUGCCGAAGGCGAGAUUCGUCGCGCAUACCGAAAAACUGCUCUUAAAUACCAUCCCGACAAAAUCGCGAACCCGACACCUGCAGACAUCGACAAGUUCCACACUUUACAGAUCGCCUACGAUGUCCUCUCUGAUCCGUCGAUACGACAGCUCUACGAUAAUGCGCGGGAGGCGCGACAGCGGAAGCAGCGCGAGCGGGAUAUGAUGGAUGCGGCGAAGAGGAAGAUGAGGGAGGACCUGGAAGCAAGGGAACGCGCUGGUGCUGCGGCGAUGGGUGGUGCGCCUCGCGGGGUGAAACGGACGUGGAUGAGUGGGACGGGUGAUGAUGACGCGGAGGAGAAGCUGCAGCGGGAAAUUGAGCGGAUCGCGGAGGAUGGCCGGCGACGACGACGAGAGGCGGAGGAGCGGUUGAAGCAAAAGGCCGACGACGACGAGAAGAAGAGGCGUCAGGAGGAGGAAGAGGCACAGAAGGCUGCAGAUAAGAGUAGUCAGCGGGUCGAUCGCUCGCAGGAAGGUGGAGCGAAUGUGCCGGAACUAGAACGAGCUGUGAAGGCGCGCUGGGUUCGUGAAGGUAGGGGCUUGGACUUGGAUAAAGAUCGUUUAACGUCUUUGUUCACUCCGUUUGGCAAGGUCGAAAGUGUUGUUGUGCUCAAGGAUAAGCGGCAACGCAUUGGAGAUAAGCGUGAGAAAAAGACUGUCGCAACGGGCGUUGUGGUCUUUACUUCCAUCGUGGGUGCGCAUGCUGCCGUUCUGGACAGUGAGAAGAAGAUACGCCAAGGCGCUGGGCAAACCGAUAGCGAUUGGGGCUCGAUUGACUCUGUAUUCUGGGCAUCUGGCAAUCAACCUGACCUAGGAGCAGGGUCUGACAACCGUCCUUCCUCUCCUCCCGCAGAGAAAAGUGAGCCAAAGAUGGCAGCUGCGCCUCCCAAGCCUGCAUUUAACUUCCCUGGAGUCAAGAUGACGGGUUCAGAUGGCAAAAGGCCUGGUAAAGCGCCGUCUUUUGGUUCAUUCGCUUCUGCUGCAGCCGCAGCUGGUUCAGCAAAGCCGAACCCUAGUUCGUCGACUAACGGUCCAAGUGCCCCUAGCAUGGAAGAAGUGACAUUAAUGCGACUAAAGACUGCGCAGCGAGAGAAGGAGCGCAAAGCUCUUGAGGAGCAGCUUCGGAAAGAAGACGAGGCUGCAGAUGCCGCCGAGGCCGCGGCCGCUGAAGCCAAUGCUUAG